AUGGACAAUAUUCAGUACUUGGAAUAUAUGUAUCAAUCAUGGAAGAAGAAUCCAAGUUCCGUGAGUGCUUCCUGGGAUAGAUAUUUUAAAUUAAUUGACAAGAAAGAUAAAGAAUCGGAUGCAGCUUCCCACAAAUCAUCGCCCAAAUCAACUUCUUCUAAGCCAUCGUCCAUCCACGUUGGAUCACCAUCUGGUACACAAUCAGAAAAAUAUACUUUACUUAUAAAACAACAGCAAAAUUUCCUCAACAAAGUGCAAGAUCGAAGUCAAACGGUGAUAUGCAAGACAGACCAUUGUAAUUGGUCUAUUUCUAUUCUAUAUCGGUUUCAGGCACGUGGUCAUUUAAUUGCCGAUACUGAUCCGCUAGGCAUACAAAAUCCAGAAUCGCGUAAGCUUCAAGGCACUCCUAAUUUACCACCUGCGAUCGUGGUGCGACAACAUUUGAAGGGAAUGACCGAAGCUGAUAUGAAUAGAGAAUUUCCUCUUGCACCAUUUACCGUAAUCGGUGGUCCUAAACGAAGUCUUCCUUUGCGUGAUAUUCUAAUUAGAUUGAACCAAGUUUAUUGCGGCCAUUUGGGUCUUGAAUAUACCUAUAUUCAUGAUCUUGUUAUGUUAGAUUGGUUAAGAGAUAAGUUUGAAGUACCUGGUGCUUGGGAUCUUCCAGCGGAUCAUAGGAAAUUUAUUUGGAUGAAUAUUAUGAAGGCAGUGACGUUCGAAGGAUUUUUGGCAAGAAAAUUUCCCACUGAAAAAAGAUUUGGUUUGGAAGGUUGCGAAUCUUUUAUACCGUCAAUGAAUCAAUGCUUGGAAACAUCAGCGGAACAUGGAGUUGAAAGUGUUGUGAUAGGAAUGGCUCAUCGAGGCCGAUUAAAUACUUUGAUUAACGUUUGUAUGAAACCAUUGCAUCAACUUCUUACACAAUUUCAUUCAAUUGCUUUAGAAGGUUUUGGUUCUGGUGAUGUGAAGUAUCAUUUAGGAACACAUGCAGAAAGAAUAUUAGAAAGAAGUAAGAAAAAGAUUCGUGUUGCUAUGAUGGCCAAUCCGUCUCACUUAGAGGCGAUAGAUCCUGUCGUAGUUGGUCGUGUUCGAGCCGAACAAGUAGAGAAAAAUGAUGCCGAAUUUGGUAAAAAAUCGGUGGCUUUUUUGGUUCAUGGUGACGCUGCUUUCUCGGGUCAAGGUAUUGUUUAUGAAACGAUGCAUUUAACUAAUUUGCCGAAUUACACGACAGGUGGCGUUAUUCACAUUGUAAUCAACAAUCAAAUUGGUUUCACUACAGAUCCUAGAUAUUCUCGAUCAAGUGCGCAUUGCACAGAUGUAGCACGUGUUGUAAAUGCCCCGAUAUUCCAUAUACAUGCUGACGAUCCUGAUUUAGUGACCUAUUGUAGCAAAGUUGCCAGCGAAUACAGAGCUGAAUUUCACAACGACGUUGUUGUAGACAUCGUGGGAUAUCGAAGAUUUGGGCACAAUGAAUUAGAUGAGCCUAUGCUCACGCAACCUUUGAUGUAUAAACGUAUUAAACAACAUCCGAAUGUGCUUAAUAUUUACAGCGAUAAAUUGUUCAAAGAAGGAGUGAUUACUGAAACAUUUGCUAAAGAAGAAAUUGAAAAAUAUUGGAACUAUUGUGAAACAGAAUUCGAAAAGGCGAAAACGAUAGAAUCGAUGCAAUUAGGUGACUGGCAUGAUAUACCUUGGACUGAUUUCUUUGCUACUCAAAGUCCCAAAAAUAAAAUUCCACCGACUGGUAUCGACAUAGAAACUAUAAAGACAAUUUGCAAAGCUAUAUCAACUCCUCCUAGUGAUAUCGAAUCCCAUACUCAGGUAUUAAGAGUAAUGGAAAAAAGAGCGCAAUUGAGUAAAUCUCGUCAGGUAGAUUGGGCUAUGGGUGAAUGUUUAGCAUUUAGUAGUUUAUUGAAAGAAGGUUGCCCCGUGAGAUUGUCCGGCGAGGAUGUUGAGCGAGGCACCUUUUCUCAUCGCACACAUGUUAUUCACGAUCAGAGUAGAGAUAAGACGUACAAAAAUAUUUUACAUGAUAUAUUUCCGGGACAAGCAAUGUAUACUGUCACGAAUUCUUCAUUAUCGGAAUAUGGCGUUUGCGGAUUCGAGUUGGGUUAUUCGACAUAUAACCAUAACACAUUAACAAUUUGGGAAGCCCAGUUUGGUGAUUUUGCGAAUACUUGUCAGGUCACUUUAGAUACUAUUUUGUGUUCCGGACAAACGAAAUGGGGUAGGCAGAUAGGAUUAGUUCUUCUUUUGCCUCACGGAUUAGAAGGACAGGGACCUGAACAUUCCUCCGCAAAAAUUGAACGGUAUCUCGAGCUUUGUGAUGAUGAUUUCUCUUAUCUUCCGACGGCCGAACCAGGAGAAACUAUAGAUCAAAUUAUGACACGGCAAUUGUUUGAAAUAAAUUGGAUUAUUUGCAAUUUAACGACACCUGCAAAUUUCUUUCAUGCCCUUCGUCGUCAAAUCCAUAUGCCUUUUCGGAAACCAUUAUGUAUAAUGACACCGAAAUCUCUGCUUCGUCAUCCUAUGGCUCUUUCGCCUUUUGCUGAUAUGGAAUCUGGCACUUCAUUUAAACCUAUUCUCUCUGAUCCAUUUGUCAAACCAGGAAAUAUACAAAAAGUGCUGAUGUGUAGUGGAAAAGUAUUUUAUGAUUUGGUGAUCGAACGUCAGGGGAAACAAUUGGAAGAUAAAAUAGCAAUUAUUCGCAUCGAACAACUUUGUCCAUUUCCGUAUCAUUUAUUAGCUGAAGAAAUGAAAAAAUAUCCGAAUGCUAAAGUAAAUUAAUUUUUUAAAUAAAUUUAACUUCUUAAAUCAAUU
Apis florea (little honeybee) is the source of this 2814-nucleotide messenger RNA. Its product is annotated as 2-oxoglutarate dehydrogenase, mitochondrial. The record is from RefSeq and is a predicted model, not a curated record. Gene Ontology annotation, molecular function: oxoglutarate dehydrogenase (succinyl-transferring) activity; thiamine pyrophosphate binding. NCBI's taxonomy places the organism in Eukaryota, Metazoa, Arthropoda, Insecta, Hymenoptera, Apidae. Gene Ontology annotation, cellular component: oxoglutarate dehydrogenase complex; mitochondrion. Gene Ontology annotation, biological process: tricarboxylic acid cycle.